AUGUUGUCAACGCCAUCAUAUCGAGCCAAUGGUGACGAUUCAACAAUGCCUGGUAGUUAUGAACCAUUUACAGGACUAGCACGUCGCAAUACACCCUUUCCAAGUUAUCCUUCAAAACCAAGAACACCAUUUCCACAGCUUUCUCCGAGUCGAUUACCAGGAAGAACACCAUUUCCACAACUUUCUCCGAAUCAAUUACCAGGAAGAACACCAUUUCCACAACUUUCUCCGAAUCGAUUGCCAGAAAGAACACCAUUUCCUGUGAUAUCUCCCAAUAUUGGUCCACCAAUGAGAAGACGAUCUAUUGUACCUAGACGUCGUCAACGUAGACGGAGACCACUCACACCAGAAAUUGUUCUAGAUCAAGGAGGUUAUCGUCGUCGUUUAUCACGUGGACGGCGUCGUGUUAUUAGAGUUUCACUUGAUCCUUGUCCGACUCUUGGUUUGCGUGGACCACCGAAACGUGUAAUGGAAAUUGAACGUGUUCGAUGUCAUCGACGUCGACGAUGUCGACCCGUAUGUUAUGAAUAUGAUCGUGAAGAAUUAGUACCACAACCAACUACAAUAAUUACUAAUCCGAUUCCAAAUCCAUGCAUACAAUCAGUAAUUAUACCAUCGAAUAAUCCUGUUGCUACAAAUUCAUCAACAUGUCUUUCAAAUCUAACUCCACAAAUGAUUGAUAGUUUGCCAAAACAAACUGUUCAAUUACCACCUAUACAUUUACCUGGUAGUUGUGCUAAUGCUAAUACAGAACUUGAUACUAUUAAAUUUCCCACUGAAAUAAUCAAUCCAUUAAAUGGAACUCUAUCAAUUAUUCAAGCUAAUCCUGGAAUAAAUCCUAUUGGAACUACGAAUAUUCAACCUAUUAUUACUGCUCCUAUUCAAUCUCAAUUAAUUCAUAGACCAACAACAGUUGGUUUACCUAUUAUACCACCAGUAUCAUCAGUACCAUCAGUAUCACCUGUAAUGUCAUCAGAUCCAGGAAUGCAACGAUUUCAAGAACUUUUUCAACGUCUUAAUAUGUCACGUGCACGACCAAUAUCACGUGUACCAAGUCCUCCUAUAAUUCGACCUACAUUUCCGACUAUUUCUCCAAUGAACAAUGUUACAACUGGUCCACCACCUAUUUCAUUAAUCAAUACAGCAGAUAUCAGACCAUAUUCUUCAGCUAAUAUUCAAUCUAUAAAUCCAUUAAAUAUUGGAUCCUAUCGUCCAGUUAGUACUGGUCCAAUAAUUCCAUUAAAUAAUGAAUACUAUCAUUCAGUUAGUACUGGUCCAAUAAUUCCAUCAAAUAUUACUUCUUAUCGUCCAGCACAUAUUACACCAUAUCGUCCAUCAAGUUUUACACCAUCUAUUCGAGCAAAUGAUCCAACUUAUCGCCCAUCAAGUUUUACACCAUCUAUUCGAGCAAGUAAUCCAACUUAUCGUCCUCCAAGUAUUCCAUUAUCUUCUCUAGCAAGUAAUCCAACUGAUCAUCCUACAAGUAUGCCAUUACCUCCUCUAGCAAGCAAUCCAACUUAUCGCCCUCCAAGUAUUUCGUCAUCUCCUCUAGCAAGCAAUACAACUUAUCGUCCUCCAAGUAUUCCAUUUCCUUCUCUAGCAAGUAAUCCAACUUAUCGUCCUUCAAGUAUUCCACCUUCUAGUUCAGCAGAUAUCAAUCCGUACCGUUCAGCAAAUAUUACAUCCUAUGUUAAUAUAGCUGAUCGAUCUACUAAUAAUCCAAUGUCACAAUCAGCUGAUUCUUCUGCAACUAUUCCUUACACUUCAACUGUAUCAAGAGUACCUUUGAGUACUUUUGAUCCUUUAUCUUCUUCCUCUUCUGGAGUUGUUAAUAACUAUAUAAAUUUAGAAUCAGUACCAUCAACUCCUUAUCAAUCAAAUAAUUCAAUGCCAAAAUCAAUUCUUCGCAAUGGAACAUCGACUGAUACUCCUUUAAUAGUAUCCAAUGUUUUAUCGUCUAACGAUGCCGUGAAUAAGACGACAAGAUUUACUUAA
Messenger RNA from Rotaria sordida, 1995 nucleotides. Lineage: Eukaryota; Metazoa; Rotifera; Eurotatoria; Philodinida; Philodinidae. The record is from the annotation of a GenBank genome assembly.